Molecule: messenger RNA, 881 nt
Organism: Rubroshorea leprosula
Lineage: Eukaryota; Viridiplantae; Streptophyta; Magnoliopsida; Malvales; Dipterocarpaceae
Source: the annotation of a GenBank genome assembly
ACAAAGAAUUGAAAAUGGAAUUUCCACAAAGAAAAAUUCUUUCCAUCUAAUUUGAUAGCCAAAGUCUCAUUUUUCUCGGUCAUUGUUCAAUCCAAUUCCGCAGCAACAAAUCAAUAUGCAAAUCAACCAAGGAGAAAAGCAAAUAAAAGGGUAAUCGAUAUUACCGUCAAUACGAGAUGAAAAACCCAAUCAAGAAAUCCAAUCUCCAAUCCACACUAUGGUCGUGACAAAACAGACAAAACAGGAAAGGAGGAAUCUGGGUUGGCUUCAGCGCGUCGGACCUCCGAUACAAGGCCGAAUCUGGGUUGGCUUCAGCGUUCAGACCUCCGAUACAAGGCCGAAUCUGGGUUGUGGAGUCAAAACCCCUGGCGGCGCGAAAGAAGAAGCUCUGCCGAACCUUGCUCUGAUACCAUGUAAAGUGAGGCGGAAGUGGUGGGUGCAAAACCAAAAUUCCAGAGCUGCGCACCCUUAGCAGCAAAUAUAUAUAAGAUGCUUUUUUUUUUCUUUUUCUUUUUUGGUUUUUUUCACGUCUUUCUGUUGUGGUUUUUCAAUAAAUGUAAUUCUCUGGCCUAAGACGCUUCUUUCAAGAGCAUGGUUUGCAAUCUGGGGAUCUAAUAACUUUGUACAAGGAGGAGGGCAAUGAGGUUAUCUUGAUGGAAAACUCGUCUCUCCACUCUAUGUGAUCCACUUUGAGAGGGUUAACGAGGUUGCGGGCCGCUGAGGAUCAUACUCUUCGAGAAAGCUAAAUCAGCCUGUUAAAAGAUCAAGGCCUUUUCUGUUAGUUUUUUUUCUUUUUUUUUUUGGGUCUUUUCCACGUCUUGCAAUAGUGGCUUGUUUGGGGUUUGUUUGUAGUGGUUUUCCAAUAAAUGUAAUGCUCUGGU